This is a messenger RNA of Musa acuminata subsp. malaccensis (wild Malaysian banana), 2733 nucleotides long. Its product is annotated as ethylene receptor 2-like. NCBI's taxonomy places the organism in Eukaryota, Viridiplantae, Streptophyta, Magnoliopsida, Zingiberales, Musaceae. Gene Ontology annotation, molecular function: protein binding; ethylene receptor activity; protein kinase activity. Gene Ontology annotation, biological process: phosphorelay signal transduction system; response to ethylene. Gene Ontology annotation, cellular component: endoplasmic reticulum; endoplasmic reticulum membrane. The record is from RefSeq and is a predicted model, not a curated record.
AGGAGAACAAACGUUGUGCGGCACCGAGAGAGCAGUACUCGAAGCCGACUGUUUCCGCCCCCACCGUCCUCUUCACGAGACCACCGAGUCCAGCUCGAGGAGCACAAACGUUGUGCGGCACCGAAGUUGAAGCUUUUCGGGCCCAGACACCUAUACGGAUGUCGGAAGGCGGUACGUGGAGGAGCAAAAGGAUGAACAGGGACCCUUCCCGAUACAUUGAACGCGUUCAUCGGUACAAGGAUGCUGCUGGCUCCUGUCUGGCAUUUCGUCGAUCACCAUGCGGUCGUUGUCGCUGCCGUCCUGCGGUGGCUGCGACGGCGAGGACGACCCGUCCUCCCUGUGGAGCGUCGCCAGCAUCCUCCAGUACCAGAAAGCCGGCGACUUGCUCAUCGCCCUCGCAUACUUCUCCAUCCCGCUCGAGCUCUUCUACUUCGUCACCUGCUCCGAUAUCUUCCCCUUCCGCUGGGUCAUCCUCCAGUUCGGGGCCUUCAUCGUGCUCUGCAGCCUCAGCCACCUCGCCGCCGCCUUCACCUACGCCCCCCACUCGUUCCUUCUGUUCCUCACCCUCACCGUCCUCAAGUUCCUCACUGCGCUCGUCUCCCUCGCCACCGCCAUCUCCCUCGUCGCGCUCAUCCCGCAGCUGCUCCGCCUCUUCGUCCGCGAAGGCCUCCUCCGCCAGAAGGCGCGCGAGCUCGACCGCGAUCUCGGCCUCAUGCGCCGCCAGGAGGAGGCCGCGUGGCGCGUUCCCAUGCUCACCGCCGAGAUACGCCGUUCCCUCGACCGGAACACCAUCCUCGACACCACUCUGGUCCAGCUCUCGGCCGCGCUCUCGCUCCGUGAGUGCGCCAUAUGGAUGCCCACCUCGCCUUCCUCCAUGUCCCUAACCCACCAGCUCCACAGCGGUCCCCGCCCGCCGGCGUCCGUUUCCACGGACGACGCCGAUGUCAUCGAGAUUAUGUCACGUAACGGCGUGGUGAUUCUGGACCCAAAAUCCAAUCUUGUGCGGGCCGCGAUGGCGAGCGAGGCUGUUGGCCGGGUGGCGGCCACUCGGGUGCCUCUGCUUAAAGUGUCCCAUUUCAAUGAUGAGAGCAUGGAGGCAUCGCAUGCUAUUCUCAUUCUGGUGCUUCCCGAUGGAGAAGUCAGGGAGUGGACCUCUCACGAGCUCGAGACAGUGGAGGUUGUCGCGGACCAGGUGGCCGUCGCGCUCUCCCAUGCUGCUAUUCUUGAGGAUUCUUUGCUCAUAAGGGAGAAGCUUCUGGAGCAGAACAUGGUCCUCAACCGUGCCCGCCAUGAUGCUCUGCUUGCGAGAGAGGCCCGAGAGUCAUUCAAGUGCUUUAUGACUCGGGAAAUCAUCGGGCCAAUACGCUCGAUCGGUGCCAUCUUUUCACUGUUGCAAGUUGAGAAGCUGAGUCCUCAGCAACUGGGAAUGGUGACAACCGGGCUCACCUUGUCAUCUCUGAUCGGGGAAGCGGCCAACAUCUCUGGGUUUGAGGAGGGAGAGCUGGAGCUGAUCUUGCAACAGUUUCAUGUUCGUGCAAUUCUAGAAGAAGCUGUGACCAUGUCGAGGCUGUUGUGUGCUUGCCGAGGUGUGCACUUUAAAUUUGAAGUAUCCGGCCAAGUUCACAGAGCUGUAGUUGGGGACACGAAGCGGAUACUUCAGGCUCUUUGGUGCAUGCUUGGAAAUGUCUUGGGCUUUGGUGAUUGCAGGGCCAUCUUCCUCCAAGUCCUAGUAGAAAGUAGCAUGCAGGAUGACAUUUCGAUAAGCAAGUAUGGGGUCAUGCAACAGGGUCUAGAAGAGGGUACAGUUGUGCUGAAGUUUGAAGUUAGAAGAAUUGGUAUCAAAAGAAAAGACAACAACAUUGCUCACAGCAAGCAUGGACCUGAUAUUGGUGAUCCUGGGAUUAGCUUCGCUAUAUGCGAGAAGCUGGCAAGACUUAUGCACGGGAGCUUUUCUGCUCUUCCAGAAGCUGCAUACGAGGAGAGUUUUCAGCUGCUCAUCAGAUUACCAUGUCCUCGAUCAAGGGAUGAACUACUAAUGACAAGGCACACUGAUAUUGAGAGUUGUCCAUUCAAAGGAAUGAGAGUUCUGCUGAUGGACAUCGAUCGAUCCAGUAUAGUAAUCACCAAAUUGCUUCUUGAGAAACUUGGAUGUCAUCUUACUACAGUGCAUUCAUGGCGCCACGGUGUCCAUAUGAUGGGAAGCCAAUUCCACCUAUUACUUAUUGAUGAUAAAAUUCUUGAGAACAAUAGGCACGAAGUUGCUUCUCGCAUAAAACAACUUAGUAGCAAGAGCUGGCCGCUGUUUGUUGCGUUAACACCUAAUGCUGACAGGAAGACAAAAGAAAGAUGCCUUCAGGAUGGGAUGCAUGGUGUAUUAUGCAAACCAGUCAUAUUGAAGCAGAUGAUAGAUGAGUUGCAGAGAAUCACCCAGCAACUACAAAUUCCACAUCCUUUGUUGAUGACGCAGCAAAAUUAGGAGACCAAUGCUUUCAAAUAGGAAACGGUCAGUAGAAAGCAAAGAUCCAGAGCUAUAUGGAUCCACAUAUUUGGUGUAGGAUCAUUGCUUUGGUAGUAAUGGUUUACAACAACUGGUGGUAGGACUGUGCAGAUCUUGUAAAUGCAAGUAAAAUGGAUCUUUCUUUAGCUAGCUGUAGCUCUUUUCUGUUUAGGUUUUUUCCUGAAAGACUUAUUGUGGGGUGUUGAUAUCAAUGUUUUCUUUACCAUGCUUUCUUC